This is a messenger RNA of Halteromyces radiatus, 1089 nucleotides long. Its product is annotated as thymidylate synthase. The record is from RefSeq and is a predicted model, not a curated record. The transcript has 2 exons. Gene Ontology annotation, cellular component: mitochondrion; cytosol. Gene Ontology annotation, biological process: dTMP biosynthetic process. Gene Ontology annotation, molecular function: thymidylate synthase activity. Lineage: Eukaryota; Fungi; Mucoromycota; Mucoromycetes; Mucorales; Cunninghamellaceae. The coding region runs from base 127 to 1032 and encodes 301 amino acids.
AAGUGUUCCGCUAGACGCGAAAAAAAAACUCGCUUUUUUAUUUUUUUUUAUCGCGACUGACAUUCUUUUUCUUUUUUCUUUUCUUUUCUUCUAAAAAAUCAUUUAUUUUAUUCAUUCACUUAUAUUAUGACAGGAUCAUCGACUCAACAUGAAGAAUAUCAAUACCUCCAACUGAUUGAACGCAUCAUGGAACAUGGAGAACACCGAGCGGAUCGAACGGGUACAGGCACAGUAGCUAUGUUUGCUCCACCUCAACUUCGAUUUUCAUUAGAAAACGACAUUUUACCUCUUUUGACAACCAAACGUGUAUUUUAUAGAGCAGUAUUAGAAGAAUUGUUAUGGUUUAUUCGUGCAGAUACCAACAGUAACCAUCUUAGUGAACGAGGUAUCAAGAUUUGGGAUGGUAAUGGUUCAAGAGAAUAUUUGGACAAGAUUGGACUUGGUCAUAGAAAACAAGGUGAUUUGGGUCCUGUCUAUGGCUUCCAAUGGCGACAUUUUGGUGCUGAAUAUAUUGAUUGUGAUACUGAUUAUACUGGUCAAGGUGUAGAUCAAUUACAAGCUGUUAUCAAUACUAUCAAGAACAAUCCAACUGAUCGUCGUAUUAUAUUAUCUGCAUGGAAUCCUGCUGAUAUACCAAAAAUGGCUUUACCACCUUGUCAUGCUUUUUGUCAAUUCUAUGUAUCAUCACCAAAAGAUGGAGAACGUGCAAAACUCUCUUGUGUAUUAUAUCAACGAUCAUGUGAUAUGGGUCUAGGUGUACCAUUCAAUAUUGCAUCUUAUGCUUUAUUGACAAGAAUGAUUGCUCAUGUCACCAAAUUGGAACCUGGAGAAUUUAUUCAUACCAUGGGUGAUACUCAUGUCUAUGUGGAUCAUUUGGAUGCUCUUAAGGAACAAUUGACUCGUGAACCAAGACCUUUCCCUACUUUGACUUUUGCUAGACAAAUUGAUUCUAUUGAUGAUUUUAAAUAUGAAGACUUUAUUUUACAUGAUUAUCAUCCUCAUGGCAAAUUAGAUAUGAAGAUGUCUGUAUAGUUUUGAUUCAACCCCGCCUUCUUUUUUCAAUAAAUAUUUUCAUUUUUUUCAUUUUUU